AAUAUAUUCCAUCCCCGAAGUGAGCCUUUAUUAGUCGGGAUCGUUUGGAUCUUAUCUCGCAUAUGACACUCAGCGGAACAAGGACUGGAGGUGAAGACAAGACAGAGAGACACAGACAGAGAGAGAGAGAGAGAGAGAGAGAGGGAGAGAGAGAGGGAGAGAGGGGGGAUUAUCCGCGACCUGCCUUCCGAUCCGCUCAUCCCUGACACGGGGAGAGCCGCGCUUAUCUCGCCCCUUUUUAUCCCCAUCUUCCCGCGGCGGAUGGACGAGUAGCCCCGGCUGCACUUUCUCCACUAUCUUCUCUUUUGUGUCUCCAUCGCCGGGAUCCACGCGCUGGAGUGCUGGGAGGGUGUGUGUGUAUGUGUGUGUGUGCGUGUGUGCGUGUGUGUGUGUGUGUGUGUGUGUGUGUGUGUGUGUGUGUGAGGGGCUGCUGACUGAUCCCGGCUCACAUCAUCAUUAGCAUUCUUUCUUUUUUAUAUAUAUAUAUUAUAUUAUAUAUAUAUAUAUAUAUACACACAUGUAUAUAUAUUUUUUAAUGGACUGAUCACUAAGCAUGCUGAAGGGGACUUCGGGACUGUUUUGAUGUACGGAAGCAUUUCUUUUUCUACCCACUUGACGUUUGACCCCCCCCCCCCCCCCCCGCGUGGUUCCCAGGUCGCAAGUUCCGAAAAGAGUAAAAACUGCUUCUACGCUGCUUUCGGUUUGGUGUUAAAUUGUCCCUCCGAAUCGAAAGUCCAUAUUUUUGCCCGAACAUCGAAAAUGACCUAAACUUGGAGUUGAGCCGCUCUGAAGUUCGUUUCCGUGAGAUUUCUCUCCUCCCAACUCUUUGUCAAGGUUUCUGAAGCAGGAGCGACCGCCAACGACCGGGGAACGAAAAUGAUGCUGAGUCCGGACCAGGCGGAGGGGGACCUCUCCUGGACCCAGUCCGACCCGGAGUCCCUGCUCAACGGCCUCCGGUCGGCCGGCUGUACCUCGGACGAGCCGGCGGAGGGCGAGGAGAGGCCCAAGUGCAGGGCCGACCAGCCGCUGAGCCGAGAGGAGAAGAGGAGGCGGCGGAGGGCCACGGCCAAGUACCGCUCGGCCCACGCCACCCGAGAGCGGAUCCGCGUGGAGGCGUUCAACGUGGCCUUCGCGGAGCUGAGGAAAUUACUCCCCACGUUGCCCCCGGACAAGAAGCUCUCCAAGAUCGAGAUCCUCAGACUGGCGAUCUGCUACAUCUCCUAUCUCAAUCACGUGUUGGAUGUUUGAAAACAAAGGGAAUAAAAACAGAGGGACCGAGAUGGUUUGGGUGGAGAUGACUGGACUCUGGGUGGGGGUCGGGUGGGUGGUCGGAAGGGAAUGGCAAAGUUGGCGGCAGGGCGGACUCGUGGGGGGGAUUUACAGCCUUCCACGGUGCGUAGUUUGUGCGGACAAUGCCUUCAAAAUUGUCAAUUUUCGGGUGUAAAACAACUCUAUUCGUGGUCCCUGAAUCCACCAUAAUUUACAUGUAUAAAAAACAUUUGGUUAUUGGAAGUUACUAAAUAGAUAUUUCACUCCAUUUUUUAAAUACUAAAUGCCAAUUUAACAAUAUAUGUGGAAGAAUUUCUCCCCCGAAUGACAGUAACUAUCGUCCCUGGAUGCCGGGACCCCCCCCCCCGACCCCCUCGCAGUCCCCCCAAAGCGCGAGUGCAGCGUCAAUUAUUGUUGACGAAGUUGUUGUGUUGUUGUUGGGGGCGAACGGCUGAACAAAAAGAGCAUCGAGCGCCGAGCGGUGUCAUCUGUCAUAGCUGCAAUAAUGAGAGCACUCGGGGGGGGGGGGCACGUUUUCCUUUCCUUUACACAAAGGUGAUCAUUUCAAAAUUGUUAUCAUGAGGUUUAAGAAUUCGGUGUAAUAAAAUAAACAGAUGGGGAUGACGGAUGUAAACGAGACAAUAGCUGCUUUAGAUUCUAGUUUAGGCGAUGUUUUCCGUAAAGGAAGGGGGGGGGGGGGGGGGGGCAAUGCGUAAGUGCCACUUAUGACAUGAAAUUGUGACCUUAACCCUUUUUUCUAAUAAUUCAAGUGUAUGGAAUUAUUUAUUUAAUUGUGUUGAAAUUUAAGGCUAAUUUAUUUAUGUUGAUAUAAAUAUGUUUUGUAUAAAUGUGUUGUUUGUUGCUUCUAUAUUUUAGGUUGUAAAACUUGGAAAGUGAUUCUAUACCCUUAAAAAAUGGCACUUUCUGUUGAUCCAUAGCAUCAUUCAUUUGAUGUAUGUUUGAUGUAUUCAUGUUUUUUAUUUUGUUUAUUUAUUUAAUAUAUUUUAAUGUCACGUCUAUUGCCUAUCAAUAGCAACGAUAAAGCACUUCAAGAUGGGGUUCAUGGGCCGGUAAAUGUUCAUUUUGCCGAUAUUGUUGUCUUCAGAUGUCACUCGGAGAAUAAGAAACGGGCUUAUAAUUUGUGUUCAAUUUUGAAAUAAUAUAAUAAUCAUGUAAAGAAUGAUUCCGUCGAACAGUUUCUACCACGUAUCAUAGGGCUGCGACCAAAAAAAGAAGAAGAAUCAUUUUGAAAAAAAAAGCCUGACUUUAUCCCCGUCAAUGUUUUGAUGUUCAGUUUUUUUUGUUGUCAUUCAUUUGUGUCUGCUCUGUAACGGAAUCCAAUAAGUAAUUUUAUAGUGAAGAAAAAAAGCAAACAUAUCCUCUAUCCAAAGAUUUUCUGUCAUUCAGGGUUGUGUAGGCUACUUGUUGCUUUAUGCAGAUCUUUUGUAGUAGAGGUGUCGUGUGACAGCUGGUUUCUAAUGAACAAACUUUUUCAUAUUUUCCGCUUUUAUUUUAAUUAAAACGGAAAUACUUGAAAAAAAA
Messenger RNA from Gasterosteus aculeatus aculeatus (three-spined stickleback), 2811 nucleotides. It is a transcript of the gene nhlh2, whose product is annotated as nescient helix loop helix 2. Lineage: Eukaryota; Metazoa; Chordata; Actinopteri; Perciformes; Gasterosteidae. Gene Ontology annotation, molecular function: RNA polymerase II cis-regulatory region sequence-specific DNA binding; protein dimerization activity; DNA-binding transcription factor activity, RNA polymerase II-specific. The record is from RefSeq and is a predicted model, not a curated record. Gene Ontology annotation, biological process: regulation of transcription by RNA polymerase II.